CCAUCGUGGUGCCUCCGGCAUUGAAAAUCCCCGGUCCGGAGGACAGACACCACAACCCCUUGAAAAAUCGCGCGGACCGCGAGAAUUUCCGGGACGGGGUGCGCAAGUGGUCGCGGAGGGCCUUGCUUGCAACGAUGUUUUCCAAGAUGUUCCACCACGGUGCGCGGCAUCAUGGCGCGAUUACUAACCAGGCACAGCCCGAGCUGCCUGCCCUGAAAAACUCCAACGCGGCGCCGGUAACAACGCCGCCGCUUCCGGCCUUUUCGAAGUAUGGAUUGUAAAAAUGUCUGGGUCUGGAAACUUGUGAUGCUGCGUUGGGAAUAGUGAAUGCUCUGUAAUGCACAGCCAAGCAUGGCGGGAAACAUCUGCGCUUUUUUGUGUUGCGUUUUUCACAUGAUUGCAUGACAGGCAAAAGGGUCUCUUCUUGGACACGCAUCACAAACGUUUUGGUCAUCCCAGACAAGCAUGACAAAUCUCGCAGUCUUCCAGACCCAGACACUUUUGCAUCUGAUACGAAAGAGGCGAACGCAAUUCGGAAGCCGGGGAUCCCGCGGGGCCGCGGAGGCCCCGCACUUUCUUCGGCCGUCGUGGAUUUUGCGUUGCGACGGAGCGGACCUUGAGCACGAGGUUUCGUCGUUUUUUUACUUUAUAACUCGAGCUCGUCUUUGAAAAUGUAGACUCACUCUUGAACGUUUACCUGCGCGUAUGGGAAGAAAUUUCCUUCGGAAAAAAACACCAGUUUUAACAGAGCUGCCCACCGAAUUUGUUUAUUUUCCCGGACGGCGCUAUCGCUAAUCAGUGCCGAUGUCCGAUCUGUUUUCAUGUAUUGAAGAUGACUUCUAUCUUGCAGAUGGCAGCAAAAUGAACAUUCCCUAGCCCAUCCACCUUGUCUGCGAAAGUAAAGCGAUGUGAAGACCCUCAGAUGAAAAACAACUACCCGGUCACGGUUUCUUACUGCAUGCCAGAAAUGAAGAAAUUCCUUCUAUUAAUUUAAGUACCGAU
Molecule: messenger RNA, 1002 nt
Organism: Amoebophrya sp. A120
Lineage: Eukaryota; Dinophyceae; Syndiniales; Amoebophryaceae
Source: the annotation of a GenBank genome assembly